AUGACUUCCUCAGUGAUGAACAGUCCAGGAGACGCAAAAGGUUCCUCCACAGUCCUUUGCUCCCAGUUCCUGUCGCUACGGCUCGACGAGCGUUUGCAGUUCCUUUCUUGGUUGUUUGAAGGUGCUUUGGCGAGUUGCAUGCCCGACUUAGCGCCUGCAAUAUGGGGAGAUGAGAAUGUGCGGUCAGCCGGUCGCUUGGGCCCACACAAAUUCAGAAAAACUCAGCAGAGGUGUUUUCCAGAAAGGACGGAAUCGGUCCUGCGCCAGCGGGUGUCUACACUUCGGAAACAAGAGAGGGGAAUGCGUACAGCCGAACCCGCCGGUGUCCCAGCAGCAUCUGCAACCCCGGGGGGUGAGGGUACGGUAGCCUUGAUUGGCAGUGUCCUUAUGGGCCAACCCACAGCUCGCCACAGCCGAAUGAUACCUACCCUCUUGUCCCCCCAUGGUGAUCCGCUUGCGACAGCUGCGGAAGGGACGUCACUGCUGCAUGAGUUCUAUUUUCAGAUUUCAUCCUCGGAUAUUGUUGGCUGGCUGCGCCGUGCUUCAAUGCCUGGAGGGAGCAUCCUGAGGCGAGCACCCUGUGACUGCCCCCCAUUUCUUGGUAUACACAGAGGGCUCCCUUCGCCUCCAGAUCCAUCGUUCUUCUCACUCUGA
This is a messenger RNA of Paracoccidioides lutzii Pb01, 654 nucleotides long. RefSeq lists its product as hypothetical. The transcript has 5 exons. The record is from RefSeq and is a predicted model, not a curated record. Bases 1 to 654 code for a protein of 217 amino acids.